AUGUUCAGGUCACUGAUCAACGCAGAACCUCACUCGGCCAUGGCUACAGGCCAGGCGUCGACCAAGCCUCCCGAUGCCAAUGAGUAUGGAGGAGAUGAAAUAUCCGCCCUUGUCCUUGACCCUGGGUACUCGACGACACGAGCCGGCUUUGCUGGGGAAGAUGUCCCAAAAUCUAUUGUACCUUCCUACUACGGCCUAAUCCCAUCGGAAUCCACACCCAAGCAUGCUAAGAAACUCUUCGGCGACAACUCGAUAAACAUACCGUUACCCAGGAUAUCGAUCAGCAAUGUGAUGUCAAAGGAGGGCACUGUGGAGGAUUGGGACACGGCCGCAAAUCUAUGGGAAUACACAAUCACAUCACGACUCACGAACACAAAGCCUACACCACUCGCAUCUAAUGGUCUUAAUGACCCGAACGAGGACAUCGCAAUGGAAGGGGUCGAAGAGCAAGAAAAACCACUGGGCGAGAACCCGCUACUCAUGACCGAAACCGGCUGGAACGCAGGCAAAGAUCGAGAAAAAGGCAUAGAAGUAGCCAUGGAGAAUUGGGGCUGUCCCGCCUUCUGGCUUGCCAGGAACGGUGUCUUAGCUGCCUUCGCCUCUGGCAAACCCACAGCCCUCGUCGUCGAUAUGGGUGCUUCCACCAUCUCCAUCACACCCGUUCACGACGGUCUCAUCCUCAAAAAAGCUGUCACUCGCUCCCCCUUGGCCGGUAACUUCGUCUCCAAUCAGCUGCGGCUUCUCUUCGCAUCCUCUCAACCACCCAUUCCCAUAACGCCACACUACCUGAUAACCUCCAAGACGGCUGUCGACGCUGGUGCCGCGGCACAAGCUACAUAUCGUACCUUCGCUACGGGAACAGAACCCCAUCCCUCGUUCCGGCAUUUUCAAGAAGAACGCGUGCUUACAGAGUUCAAAGAAAGCGUCGUCAAUGUCUGGACGGGACCAGGAAGACUCGGUGGGCAUUCACCGCAAGGGGGUACGAAUAUCGACGUAGCGAAACAACACCCAGGCAAGCCGUUCGAGAUGCCUGAUGGUUGGAACCAGAUGUUCCCUGCCCUCGACCGGUAUCGCGCAAUCGAAGGCAUCUUCGACCACAAAAUGGCUCUCUCGGACGCCAACAACCCUCCACCCUCUCCAGGUCAGACUAUCACCGCACUCAUCUCAUCUUCUCUAUCACAAGUCGACGUAGACCUUCGCCCACACCUUUUAGGAAACAUUGUCAUCACCGGAGCCUCCAGUUGGUACGCAGGAUUCACCGAUCGCUUGCAGCAGGAACUGCAGGCCGCGCACCCCGGGGUCAGGGUGCGUAUGGUUGCAUCCGGGCAAAUGGUGGAAAGGAAAUUCGGCAGUUGGAUCGGAGGGAGCAUCCUGGCGAGUCUGGGGACGUUCCAUCAGUUGUGGAUUUCAAAGAAGGAGUAUGAGGAACACGGGCCGGGGAUAGUGGAGAAGAGGUGUAAGUGA
Messenger RNA from Letharia columbiana, 1464 nucleotides. RefSeq lists its product as uncharacterized. Gene Ontology annotation, molecular function: chromatin binding. Gene Ontology annotation, cellular component: NuA4 histone acetyltransferase complex; SWI/SNF complex. The transcript is spliced from 3 exons. The record is from RefSeq and is a predicted model, not a curated record. Lineage: Eukaryota; Fungi; Ascomycota; Lecanoromycetes; Lecanorales; Parmeliaceae. Gene Ontology annotation, biological process: regulation of transcription by RNA polymerase II. Bases 1 to 1464 code for a protein of 487 amino acids.